CCACCACCAAACCUCUCCCCACCCAACCAACUCAACUCGAGCGAUCUUCAAAGCCUCCACAGCAAAGCAACACCACCACCCUCCAUGCCACCCUCCGGCCUCCUCUCCUACAUCCCCACCAGCCUCUCCUCCAUCCUCCCGGCCCGCGGCUGCGGCGCGGCCCCCUCGCCGUCGCCCCCACCGCCGGCGUCUCCGGCCCCGAGCAAGAUGUCGCCCUCGGUGAAGGCGGCGGACCGCGCGGAGCUGGCGCGCGUGUUCGAGCUGUUUGACCGGAACGGCGACGGGCGCAUCACGCGGGAGGAGCUGGAGGACUCGCUGGGCAAGCUGGGCAUCCCCGUGCCGGGCGACGAGCUGGCCGCCAUGAUCGCGCGCAUCGACGCCGACGGCGACGGGUGCGUGGACGUGGAGGAGUUCGGGGAGCUCUACCGCACCAUCAUGUCCACGGGCAGCGGCGGGGGCCAGAAGGGCUCGUCGGACGCGGAGGCGGAGGAGGAGGACGAGGACGAGGACAUGCGGGAGGCUUUCCGGGUGUUCGACGCCAACGGCGACGGGUUCAUCACGGUGGACGAGCUGAGCGCCGUGCUGGCGUCGCUGGGGCUGAAGCAGGGCCGGUCGGCCGAGGAGUGCCGCCGCAUGAUCGGCCAGGUCGACCGCGACGGCGACGGCCGCGUCGACUUCCACGAGUUCCGCCAGAUGAUGCGCGGCGGCGGGCUCGCCGCGCUAGCCUGAUCGACGGACGGACGGACGGAUCGCCACGCUGAUUAAUGUGCGCUUUGUAUGCUUGGUUGCUACUACUAGCAGGUGUAUGUAGAUAUUUGGCUCGGGCCGGGGCCGGGGGGAAUCCGUGUAAACCGCUCCCUCCCGAAAUUCUUCUCCUUUUUUUUCUGGUUUGUUUGUUCCUUCGUACGCUUGUGCUGAGAAGAUUGAUGGGCUUGCCGAUUAAUGAUUGUACCGCUUGCUGCUCGCAAGAAUUACUGGGAAGAAUUACAAGGUUUUGUUCGUA
Messenger RNA from Hordeum vulgare subsp. vulgare (domesticated barley), 1003 nucleotides. Its product is annotated as probable calcium-binding protein CML22. The transcript has a single exon. Gene Ontology annotation, molecular function: calcium ion binding. Lineage: Eukaryota; Viridiplantae; Streptophyta; Magnoliopsida; Poales; Poaceae. Bases 85 to 729 code for a protein of 214 amino acids. The record is from RefSeq and is a predicted model, not a curated record.